AACAAAAACAUUUUAGAACCUCUAUUUUGCAUUUUUCAAUACAGCAUCACUACUGUAUUAUAGUAGUAUAACACUACUGUAUUAUACUCCAUUACCAGAACUAACAUCUACCUUCGGCUAUGAUGGAGACAAUUGUCCGUUUAAGAAACGAGUCAAUUGAACAAGAACUGGUUGAAGCCGCUGCUCAACAUGGUCCCAACCAGGACCAGAGAACCCAGCAGGCUCCAAGCAAAGAGACGCUGAACCUCAGAAGAGCCCUGCUGGACUCCGACAAACAGAUCACCAAGCUGGCCUCAGACAAUGCUGCCCUGAAGGAGCAGAUGGCCAGCAAGGAGUCCAGCUGGGAGGAGGAGAAGAUGAGGAUCCUGAAGGCUCUCAGGUCAGAGAGAGUCAACAGGAAACAGGCUCAGACUGACCUUAAGAACAAGGAGAAGGAGAAACAGGAGGAGACCGACUAUCACAAUCAAGAUCUGCUUCACAAGCAGAACGAGAUCCUCUUGGUCAAACAGCUCUGGACUGAAGAGCUAGCUAACAUCUCUGUGGCAUGGACGGCGGAGAAAAGAAAGAUCACAGAGACCUGGGAGAAAGAGCUCAAAUCUGUGGUUGAUCAGAAGAAUUUGAUGGUUAAAUUUCUGCAGGAGGAGUCGGACAGGAAGGUGAGCCAGGUCGUCCUGGAAAAGGAUGAUCUGAUCACCCAAAUGACGACGGCUAAGAUGGCUCUGGAAGUCCAGAAUCUGGAGAGCGAGGCCCAGCUGAAGGAGAAGGAGAUGCAGCUCAUCCAGAGCGAGGCAGAGUGGAAAAGAAAACUCGCCACUCUGGAAGAUCAGCUGAGGAGCGAACUGGCUUCGAAGGAGGAGAACAUCAAAGAGCUGCAGACAAACAGCAGAGAGAUGGAGCAGCAGAGGAUGAACCAACUGAGCCACAUGGAAGAAAAGAUCCGGCUCCAGGCCGACACCACCGCCGACCUCCAGGCACAACUCCUCAUGUUCCAGGAGCUCCUCCUCCAGAAACCUGACCUAGAGGAGAUGAAGGCCAAGAAGAAGGAAUUAAAGAGGCUGAUUAAGGAGACGGAGAAGGAGGAGAAGAGACAGAAGAAAGAGAAUGAGGAAAGAGAGAAGAAGGAGAACGAGAAAAGAGAGAAGGAGGAAUUGAAAAGACUGAAGAAAGAAAAGGAGGCUAGGGAGAAAAAAGAGGAGGAUUUGAAAAGGGAGAAGAAGGAGAAGGAGAGGAAGGAGAAAGAGAGGAGAGAGGAGGAGAGAGAGAAGUAGCAUCCUUUCUCUCCUCACUCUUCCCCCCAUUUCCACUAUCCCCAUCUCCCUUCUGACCAUCCCACCCCUUCACCCCCUACACCCUACCUGCUCUAUAUCUCUCCUCCCCACAAUCCAAUUACCGCAACUAACAUCUACGUUCGGCAUUGUCCGUUCAAGAAACGAGUCACUUGAACAAGAGCUCCCUUCCAUCACCCAUUCAUACUCUCUCCCUCCUCCCCACGGUGACAUGGUUGACCCCCUACCAUCACCACUCCAUACUCUUUCCCGCCUCCCCACGGCAGGCAUCUCUCUGCGUGGGUUUACCCAGAGUGCUCUGGUUUUUCCCACAAAGAUAUAAAUAAAUAUACAAAAUAUUAACUAU
This is a messenger RNA of Sebastes umbrosus (honeycomb rockfish), 1632 nucleotides long. RefSeq names its product DNA ligase 1-like. The coding region runs from base 120 to 1268 and encodes 382 amino acids. NCBI's taxonomy places the organism in Eukaryota, Metazoa, Chordata, Actinopteri, Perciformes, Sebastidae. The transcript has 3 exons. The record is from RefSeq and is a predicted model, not a curated record.